CAAAUCCGCCGCCGCCGCUGAGUAGUCUUGCGUGUGCUGUGUCUCUGUGUAUGUGUACGUCGUGUGUGUUCGCCGUCCCUCCAAAGUGCGCAGUCUUCGCGUCCGUGCAGCUCCAUCGUGCCAUCCAGAUUUCCGACGAAGCACACACAUACGCGUAUACGCGCGCGCACUUGUCCAGACGAAACUUCGUGCAAACGCCAAGCGAAUAUAUCAGCGUAAGACACCGGCAGAAAGAAACGAGCGCGCGCGCGUGAGUUCGCCCCCGGUCGAUCUUACUUGUUUUACGCCCUCUGCGCGGGGCGGCGCUUUUCGAAGCGCACCACCACCGCCACAACUGCCACUACCGGCACCGCCACCGACACAGUACCAGACCAUGUGGAUCGCCCGAUGUCCGGAGAUGCACCACUGUCGUCAUCGUCGCUGACCGUUGUCUUCCAAGUGACGCGAUGUGCAGCCGAUAACGCCGUCCGAUAAGCACACUGCUGCAGUGAGGAACACUGCGUACUGCACAUACCGCAUGAUAUAAUAUUCGUAAACAUAUCUAGUGGUUGCCAGCCAAGAUGUAGGCGGAAAACUUAAUACGAUCAAGACGCUGCUGCAGAGGAGACGCAUUCACACUAGAGAUUGCCCACUGACAAUCUAAACAUAUAAGCUCAAAUAUAUUAUUCAUAUAACCGAAAAACAGAAAGAAAGAGCGAGACGCUCUGACAGACGGACAGACGAAUCGACGGAAACGCGGAGGUUGGAGAGUAGACCCGCGAUGAAGUCGUCGUCGAGGACGUCAGCCCUGCUGACGGUCGCUGUGGCCCUGAUCACAGUGUGCCGAAUGCCAGGCGCCGGUUGUAGUGACGGCAGUACACCGCUGUCGCCGCACAUGCACCACAACAUAGCGAUACUGCCCAGCGACGUGUACCCGGGAUACGGCAUCAAGCAGUUCGUCAGCGAUAACAAAUACGCAUACUUCCGGUUGCUGGAGACCGGGUUCUCACAGUUCUUCGCCGUGCUCAAGGACGGGCUACUUAUGACUACCACCGACCUGGGGCUGCUAGUCAAGCGGCCCGUCAACCUGGUGGUGUUGGAGGAGUCGCCGAACGCCACGUUCACGCACAACAUGCAGCUGUUCGUGUUGGAGAAGCGCGAGAUGCUCCGGUUCGCCGGCGACGCGGCUUACCCGGACGGCAAAGUAUCGGAGAACAAGCCGCCGGGAACCAGGGUCCGAGGCGUGCCGGUGUUGCACGCGUUCGGCGAAGGCGUAGCCGGGCUGCCCAUACGGUACGCGAUCGUGGACGGAAACGACGACGGGGCGUUCGCGCUCAAGACGGCCGAGAACAUCAUCGCUGGCAACAUAACCAACAAGUCGUACUACCGAGGCGUGCACUUGGUCACCAAGCGGCCGCUGGACAGGGAACAGCGUUCUUCAUACGACCUGAUCGUGCAGGCGGCCGACGGCAGCAGUAUCGAUAAGGCCUAUGCUACCGUACACGUGGACGUGCUGGACGAAAACGACAACAGCCCCGUGUUCGGACAGGCCCUGUACAAGAUCAACGUGGACGGAUUCGCGUUGGGCAUUGACAACGGGACGGCGGGCCCGGGCCGGUACUCGGCUGUGGGCCACGUGUCUGCGUCGGACGCGGACGGCGACCGGGUCGCUUACCGGCUGUCCGCGCCCAGCGCCGCCGUUGUUGUCGUUCCGCAAACGGGCGAGCUGCUUGUGUCCGACGACGUACUCCGGUCUCGCGAGUACUUCGAGUGUCAGCUGACGGUGAACGCGCACGACCUGCGCGAGCCGUCCCGCGUCGCCGAGCGGCCGGCCACCGUCUGGAUCCAGUACAACUUCGUCGUGCUCGACGAUGACGUGCUCAUGCAAGACUUUGGUGCAUACGAUGAUGCAGCUGAUCACCGGGUGUACAAACGUCGGGUGACAAGGGCUGUGCGGCCUACCAAACGGAUAGAGUUCACUGAGACUGAUGGCGAACAGGAGGGUCGGAGUGUGUUCCCACUAGAAAAGGAGACUGAGAAGGAAACGUUCAAGAUCCGGGACGAGAACCCUUGGGUGACAGUCGAGCCGAAUGGCGCCGUCCGGGUCAAGAAGAAGUGGGACUACGAGGAGCUGGGUCCCGAGAAGACUAUCGAUUUUUGGGUGACCAUCACAAACGCAGGCGUCGGAGGAGUGAAAUAUACGGACAAUCAAAGAGUUAUAAUACAUGUAAAAGACGUUAACGACGAGCCUCCGUACUUCAUCAAUCGGCCGCUGCCUAUGCAAGCCGUGGUGCAGUUAAACGCGCCACCAAACACGCCGAUAUUCACUCUUCAAGCACGUGAUCCAGACACCGAUCACAGUAUACAUUAUUUCAUUGUCAGGGACAGAACCGGUGGGAGAUUCGAGGUAGAUGAGCGGUCAGGUGUCGUCCGAACUAGAGGAACCGACCCGUUUCAGUUGGACAUGGAAUAUGUUUUGUACGUAAAAGCUGAAGACCAGAAUGGUAGAGUGGAUGAACGCCGUUUUCAGUCGACACCCGAAGAACGUUUAUCGAUCGUCGGUGGCAAAAGAGCUCCACAGUUUUAUAUGCAGUCAUACGAAGCGGAAAUACCGGAAAAUCAACGAAAAGAUUCUGAUAUUAUAUCGGUAAAAGCUAAAUCGUUUGCUGACCGAGAGAUACGUUACACGCUUAAAGCCCAGGGUCAAGGCGCCGGGACGUUUAAUAUUGGACCAACAUCUGGCAUCGUGAAACUGGCUAAGGAAUUGGAUUUUGAGGAUUUGAGACAACCACAUGUGUACUCAUUGAUCGUCACUGCUACCGAGGAUUCUGGUGGAUUUUCAACGUCCGUUGAGCUCACCAUUCGCGUGACCGACGUCAACGAUAAUGCACCCAAGUUUGAGCUGCCAGAUUAUCAGGCACAUAACGUGGACGAAGAUAUCCCGCUUGGGACUUCCAUACUGAAAGUGAAAGCCAUGGACGCAGACUCCGGUGAAAACGCCGAGAUUGAGUAUCAUGUGAGCGAUGAUCAUUUUGCAGUCGACGCUUCAGGAAUCGUCAAUAACAAUAAGCAACUGGACGCCGAUAACAAUAACGCGUAUUAUGAAUUCGUCUUGACAGCCAAGGACAAAGGGGAACCUCCGAAGACAGGAACGGCUACCAUAAGGAUUUACACAAAAAACAAAAACGACGAAGAGCCAAAGUUUUCGCAGCAAGUUUACACGCCGAACGUUGACGAAAAUGCCGGACCCAAUACGCUUGUAACCACAGUGGUGGCUUCCGACAAAGAUGGUGAUAAUGUCAGAUUUGGAUUCGUGGGCAGUGGCACUUCGUCCGGUCAGUUUGUCAUUGAAGAGAUCACCGGUGUGAUCCGGCUGCACUCGAAAUCGAUAUCACUGGAGAGGGACAAGUAUGAACUGAAUGUAACCGCCGUGGAUGACGGAGCGUGUUGCGUGAACGGCGCAGCGACUAUACACACCAGCACCGCGGUCGUCGUAGUGUUUAUCACCGACGUCAACGACAACAAGCCAGUGUUCAGGGAAUGCGCCAAGUACAAUCCCAAAGUCGAGGAGGGCGCGCCAAAUGGCAGUCCGGUGCUCAAGGUGCAUGCGACUGACGAGGACAAAGGCGUCAACGGACAAGUGAAAUACUCGAUUGUCCAGCAGCCAAAUCAAAAGGGCACUAAGUUCACCGUCGACGAAGAAACUGGCGAAGUUUCUACUAAUAAGGUGUUCGAUCGAGAAGGCGACGAUGGCAAAUUUGUGUCCGUCACGAUUAAAGCUACUGACCAGGGAGAUCCGUCAUUGGAAGGCGUUUGCUCUUUCACUGUCGAGAUAACCGAUGUCAACGACAAUCCGCCACUGUUCGAUCGUCAAAAAUACGUGGAGAACGUAAAACAAGAUGCAAGCAUUGGUACGAACAUCCUAAGAGUGUCAGCUUCUGACGAAGACGCCGAUAAUAAUGGCGCAAUCAUAUAUUCACUCACUGCUCCGUAUCCGGGCGAUGAUUUAGACUACUUUGAGAUUCAACCGGAAUCCGGGUGGAUCGUUUUAAAGAAACCACUCGACCAAGAAAAGUAUCGUCUACGCGUGAGAGCUUCGGAUUGUGGUGUUCCUCCGUCGUACGCUGAGGUCGAUAUUGAAUUAGACGUCGUAGAUCGGAACAAUAAACCUCCUCUGUGGGAACGGAGCGUGUACGGUCCUACACACAUCAAAGAGAAUGUCACAAUCAGUACCAUUGUGAUCUCAGUCAAAGCCAGCUCGGGCAUCGAGGGAAAUCCGACCGUGUUCUAUCGGCUAAUGCCAGGAUCCACAGCGCAGACGAACAAGUUCCACACGUUUUACUUGCAACAGAGACAGGACAACGGUUUCACUUGGGCUGACAUAAAAGUCAACCAUCCACUGGACUACGAAACGAUCAAGGAAUACAAUUUAACUAUUCGUGUGGAGAACAACGGAGCUCAACAACUUGCGUCCGAAGCAACAGUAUACAUUAUGUUAGAAGACGUAAACGACGAAAUACCAUUGUUCACUGAACGAGAACAAGAGACCGUCCUAGAAGGUGAGCCAAUCGGCACCAAAGUUACUCAAGUAAAUGCGAUCGACAAGGACGGCACAUUCCCAAACAACCGGGUAUAUUAUUAUGUGGUCGAUUCGCCACGGAACGAAGGAAAGGAUUAUUUUGAAAUAAACACGGAAACCGGUGAGGUGUUUACAAAAAUAGUUUUUGACAGAGAAAAGCAAGGCGCGUACGCUUUGGAAGUCGAGGCUCGAGACGGAGCACCAUCCGCCAGGCCCAACAACGGCGAAGCUCCGAACUCAGUGUCCAAGUUCAUACGAAUCGGUAUUGCUGAUAAAAACGACAACCCGCCGUACUUUGAUAAAGCCUUAUACGAGGCCGAGGUCGACGAAAAUGAAGAUAUACAACACACAGUACUCACUGUGACGGCGAAGGACCACGAUGAAUCGUCCAGAAUACGUUACGAAAUAACAGGAGGAAAUCUUGGCGGAGCAUUUGCAGUGAAAAACAUGACCGGUGCUAUUUAUGUCGCCGGUCCAUUGGACUAUGAAACGAGGAAAAGGUACGAAUUACAUCUAUCCGCAUCGGACAACUUGAAAGAAAACCACACGAUAGUCGUGAUCCACGUGAAAGACGUUAACGAUAAUCCACCGGUGUUCGAACGGCCUACGUACAGGACACAGAUUACGGAAGAGGACGACCGGAACUUGCCCAAACGCGUCUUACAGGUAACGGCCACAGACGGCGACAAAGAUCGACCACAGAACAUCGUUUAUUUCCUCACGGGACAGGGAAUUGAUCCCGACAACCCAGCUAACAGUAAAUUCGACAUCAAUCGUACAUCGGGUGAAAUAUUCGUUCUCAAGCCUUUAGACAGAGAUCAGCCAAAUGGUAGACCACAAUGGAGAUUUACAGUAUUCGCGCAAGACGAAGGGGGCGAAGGCUUAGUUGGAUAUGCUGACGUUCAAGUGAACUUAAAAGACAUCAACGAUAACGCGCCGGUAUUUCCACAAGGAGUGUACUGGGGAAAUGUAACCGAAAAUGGAACAGCUGGAAUGGUGGUAAUGACAAUGACGGCAGUGGAUUACGAUGAUCCAGCUGAAGGAACUAACGCUAAGUUGAUAUAUUCAAUUGAGAAAAACGUGAUUGAAGAAGAAACUGGCACUCCGAUAUUUGAAAUCGAAUCCGAUACUGGUGUCAUCAAAACAGCUGUAUGCUGUUUAGAUCGAGAACGCACUCCGGACUAUUCUAUCCAAGUGGUUGCCAUGGACGGCGGAGGCUUAAAAGGUACGGGCACUGCUUCCAUCCGCGUGAAGGACAUCAACGACAUGCCACCACAGUUCACAAAAGAAGAGUGGCUCACCGAAGUCGACGAGACCGACGGAUUUAAUUUCCCGGAAACUCCCAUAUUAACCGUAACGGUACACGAUGAAGACGAGACCAAUAAAUUCCAAUACAAAGUGAUCGAAAAUAGUGGUUACGGAGCAGAUAAAUUCACCAUGGUACGAAACAAUGACGGCACUGGAUCGCUCAAAAUUGUUCAACCGUUGGAUUACGAGGAUCAACUACAGAGUAACGGAUUCCGUUUCAGAAUCCAAGUUAAUGACAAGGGCGAAGAUAAUGAUCAUGACAAAUAUCACGUUGCAUACUCGUGGGUUGUUGUCAAACUACGCGACAUAAACGACAACAAGCCACAGUUCGAACGACCCAACAUCGAAGUGUCAGUGUACGAAAACGUGGAAGUCGGCAAAAGUUUGGAAACAUUCAAAGCCACUGACCCGGACCAAGGAGGCAAGAGCAAAGUGUCGUACGCCAUCGACCGUGUAUCCGACCGGCGCCGUCAGUUCCGCAUCAGUCAAGAAGGAACCGUUUCCAUUCAACGGCAAUUGGACAGGGAGGAAACUCCCAGGCAUCAAGUGAAAAUCUUGGCCAUCGACGACGGCGUUCCACCAAAAACGGCAACAGCCACCCUCACAGUUAUUGUCCAAGACAUCAACGACAAUGCUCCAAAGCUUCUCCGUGAUUACCGACCGGUGUUACCAGAACACGUACCAGCCAGAAAAGUCGUCGAAGUCUUAGCUACCGACGACGACGACCGUUCAAAAAGCAAUGGGCCCCCAUUUACGUUCAGAAUGGAUCCAAAUGCAGACGACGUGAUUAGAGCUUCGUUCAAAGUUGAACACGAUCAAAAGGGUGCCAACGGUGACGGUAUGGCUGUAAUCUCAUCGCUUAGAUCAUUCGAUCGAGAACAACAGAAAGAAUAUCUCAUACCAAUCGUGAUCAAAGAUUCCGGUAAUCCCGCAAUGACAGGCACCAGUACUCUGACGGUCAUUAUUCGAGAUGUGAAUGAUAACAAAAUGCAGCCGGGAUCCAAAGAAAUAUUCGCUUACAAUUAUAUGGGUCAAGCUCCGGACACAGAAAUCGGUCGCGUGUAUGUGUACGAUUUGGACGACUGGGAUUUGCCGGACAAAAAAUUCUACCCAGACGGCACUGAACAUCCCCGAUUUAAGCUGAACGACACCACAGGAAUGAUCAUGAUGCGCCAUGGUACGAGAGAGGGCCAAUACCAUUUGCGGUUCAAAGUAUAUGACCGUAAACAUACUCAAACGGACAUUUCUGCUAACGUAACGGUCACGGUCAAAGAAAUUUCGCCCGAGGCGGUUAUGAAUGCAGGGUCCAUACGUAUCGCUGGCAUAUCCGAUGAAGAUUUUAUCAGAAUAUGGAACUAUAGAACACAGAGCUUAGUCAGGAGCAAAGCCGAUAAAUUCAAGGAUAAACUUGUGGACAUUUUAAAUACACCCAGAGAAAAUAUUGACAUUUUUAGUGUUCAAUUGAAACAAAAGUACCCCCCGUUGACCGACAUCAGGUUCUCUGCUCACGGAUCUCCUUACUAUAAAACGGUGAAACUUAACGGUUUGGUAUUGAUGCACCGCGAAGAGAUUGAAAAAGACGUGGGAAUAAACAUCACCAUGGUUGGCAUUGAUGAGUGUCUGUACGAGUACGUAAACUGCGAGGGCAGUUGCACAAACGUAUUCGAAAUAAAUACGCUUCCGUACAUGGUGAAUGCUAACAAGACAGCACUGGUCGGUGUCCGAAUCGACACUUACGCAGAAUGUACUUGCGGAGCCCGAAACUUUACAAAAAUCGAAACGUGCCGAUCAAGCCCGUGUUUAAACGGUGGGCGGUGUACAGAUACCAGAAAUGGGCCGACAUGUGAAUGCCUGAAUGGCUUCAACGGACCCAGGUGCCAGCAGACGGCCAGGAGCUUUAAGGGUAGCGGAUGGGCGUGGUAUCCACCCUUAGAGAUGUGUGAUAACUCUCAUCUAAGCCUCGAGUUCGUAACAAGAAAAGCGGACGGACUAAUGCUGUACAACGGUCCUAUCGUACCACCCGAACCCGAAGAAACACUUGUAUCAGAUUUCAUAUCAAUCGAGUUGGACAGGGGUCAACCGCGUUUACUCAUAGAUUUUGGGUCCGGUACAUUAGAGCUUAAAGUCAAAACAAAAAAGAGUUUGGACGACGGCGAGUGGCAUAAAAUUGACGUAUUCUGGGAUACAGAGAAUAUCCGUUUGGUGGUGGAUAACUGCCGUUCAGCGGACAUCUCUGAACUAGAAGACGGUUCACAUCCAGAGUUCGACGAUACCUCGUGCCAAGCCCAGGGAACGAUUCCGCCGUUCAACGAGUACUUGAAUAUCAAUUCGCCGCUACAAAUCGGCGGCCGUUAUGUACAGGACUUUGACCCCACUCACUACCACUGGCAAUCUGCCCCAUACGGUAAAGGGUUCGACGGCUGCAUCAAAAAUGUCUAUCACAACAGCAAGCUCUAUGAUUUGGCCAAUCCAGGACUUACCAGAAACAGCGUAGCUGGAUGUCCGCAAACUGAAGAUCUGUGCAUGCAAUUGGUCGGCCACAGGUGUUCUGAACACGGAUCGUGCGUAGGUAGUAUGGUGGAACCGCGAUGCGAAUGCAAUCCGGGCUGGUCAGGCGCUGAUUGCCUCACACCCACCAUACCAACCACGUUCCGGCCCCAGAGUUACGUGAAGUACGCCCUAUCGUUCGACGCUGACAAGUUCAUGACAAAAAUUCAGUUGAGGUUUAGGACGCGGGAAGAACAUGGAGAAUUGUUCAGAGUCAGCGACCAGCACAACCGUGAAUAUGCCAUUCUCGAGAUUAAAGACAGCAAACUGCAUUUCCGGUAUAACUUGAACAGCUUACGGACCGAGGAAAGGGAUGUGUGGCUAAGUGCCAUAACCGUUGAUGACGGCAAAUGGCACACGGCCAAAGUAUCAAGAUACGGUUCAUCAGCCAUUUUAGAACUAGAUGGUGGCGAAGGGAAACAUUAUAACGAAACUUAUCGGUUCGAAGGACAUCAGUGGUUAAUGGUAGACAAGCAAGAAGGAGUGUAUGCUGGUGGAAAGGCCGAAUACACGGGUGUUCGAACAUUUGAAGUAUACGGCGACUUCCAAAAAGGUUGUUUGGAUGACAUACGUUUGGAAGGAAGAUAUUUGCCGUUACCGCCGGCGACCAACGGAACACAAUGGGGACAAGCUACCAUGGCCAGAAACGUUGAAAGGAAUUGCCCAUCAAACAAACCAUGUGCCAACGUUAUUUGUCAGGAACCUUUUGAAUGUGUCGAUCUUUGGAACUAUUAUGAUUGCACUUGCGGUGAGGGCAGGAUCAUGACUCCAGACCGCAAAGGCUGCGUGGAUAAGAAUGAGUGCCUGGACAGUCCGUGCCGGAACGGUGGUGUUUGCCUGAACCAAGACCCUAGGAUACGUUACCGUUGCAUAUGCCCGGAUGGCUUUUGGGGCGAGAACUGUGAGCUGGUCCAAGAAGGCCAAAAACUGAAACUUGGCAUGGGUGCACUAGCCGCCAUACUGGUGUGUCUCCUUAUAAUUCUCAUUCUGGUGUUGAUGUUUGUCGUAUACAACCGGAGACGCGAAUCACACAUCAAAUAUCCUGGACCUGAUGAUGACGUCAGAGAAAACAUAAUCAAUUACGACGAUGAGGGCGGUGGUGAAGACGACAUGACCGCGUUUGACAUCACGCCGUUACAGAUACCCAUCGGCGGGUCAAUGAAUAACAUGCACCCGCAGAAAUAUAAAUAUCCCGCAAUGCCUGUGGGUGUAGAACCCAAUGUAGGCAUAUUCAUCGAAGACCAUAAGAAACGCGCGGACGGCGAUCCAAACGCCCCGCCGUUCGAUGACUUACGCAAUUACGCUUACGAAGGAGGCGGCAGCACUGCCGGAUCAUUGUCAUCAUUAAACACAGGUACCGAAGACGAUCACCAAGACUACGAGUACUUGGUGUCUUGGGGUUCGCAUUUUGACAAGCUGGCUGACAUGUACAGCCGGGAUGGCGAACGCGAGAUGGACGAGGAACAGUAGAAGAGAUGAGAAACACAUUUACAGCUGACUGUUGUGUAGAAUAUAAUAUUAUUAUUGUCUUCAUCAUCAUGACGUAUAUCACACCACACGGGUAGUACGCGUCUUGUCGUAUUAAUAAUAAAUAAUAUGCAUAAUAAUAAUAUUUUCGUUAAACAUACACACAGAGCCGCUAUAAUUGAACUGAAAAUCUAGUCAUGAUUAAUUUUUUUAAUUUUUUUUUUUACUAAGCCCACUUUAUAUACAUUAUUAUUAUUAGACGAUCUCAACUCCCAUUUUUGCUGCCAUUUUAUUAUAAUAUUAUAUAAAAUAUGCUUACCGUUUAUCGUUUGUGUUUUACCGUAUUAUAAUAUUAUAUUAUACUACAUAAUAAUAAUAUUAUAAUACCUAUUUCAGCAGUGAUUUACAUUGUUGUGUCACUACUACCCCACUAUAUACCCCACUGCCCCACUGCAGGACUAAAUGAUAAUUAUUAAGAUAUAUUAUGCAUAAUACAUUAGAACCUCGUCGUACCCUUCUCAUACUGCGAAUUUUUGUUUUUUCUUUAAAAAAAUGUUUCCCCAUCGUCAUUAACCCUUUUCAUAAUUUUUAAAGU
Melanaphis sacchari is the source of this 10475-nucleotide messenger RNA. RefSeq names its product neural-cadherin (gene CadN). Lineage: Eukaryota; Metazoa; Arthropoda; Insecta; Hemiptera; Aphididae. Gene Ontology annotation, molecular function: cadherin binding; calcium ion binding. Gene Ontology annotation, biological process: homophilic cell-cell adhesion. Gene Ontology annotation, cellular component: catenin complex; plasma membrane. The record is from RefSeq and is a predicted model, not a curated record. The transcript has 39 exons. Bases 761 to 9883 code for a protein of 3040 amino acids.